AUGCGUUUUUCGCCGAUAUGGGGGGGGUUUAGGGUCAGGCCGCUCGAGCAUGACAUGCCAUCAUUUUUAUUGAACUCGAAUCAACUCUUUACGCUGGUCAAAGAUGGAUAUCUGCAAUAUCCAAAUCUGGAGGAGGAGGAGAUUGAAGACAGGAAUAAAUCGGAUGAACUGACUAGGUGGCUGGCGAUUGCACAAACCCUGUGGUUUACUUUGAAUUGUAUAUUUCGUUUCGCUCAAGGUCUCUUCGUGACUACAAUUGAGCUCACCACUCUUACCUUCAUUAUUACCUUCCUCAUAACGUCAUACUUUUGGUACCACAAGCCUAUGGGUAUUACUACGCCGUUUAUCUUGGAGCUUCAGACCUCGAUGGCGAUCCGACAUGAUCAUCAAGUGACCGGGUUGAAGUGGUAUCAAACACCAUUUGACUACCUCUCGCGGAAGAGGAUAUCUACGCUCGAGCUUGGAAAUAUUAUCAUCAAAUUCUACGCUCUUUGCAUAUACCGCUGCUUACCUGGCCUAAACGACGACCAUACGAGCGUAUUCCGACUAUCAAUUGGUUAA
Messenger RNA from Penicillium olsonii, 561 nucleotides. The record is from the annotation of a GenBank genome assembly. Lineage: Eukaryota; Fungi; Ascomycota; Eurotiomycetes; Eurotiales; Aspergillaceae.